GAAAAAUAGCGAUGUGCAAACAUUUAAUAUUUAUUUCAUAUUCGUUUGUUAUUUAGUGUUGUAGUAUGUUAUUUUUAAUUAAUUUUGCGUUUAGUUAUAUUGUUGAUCGAAUAACAAGAUAACAACAUUCACUGUUUUCAUGUAAUGCGGCUAAUCAUCGGCAAUGCCUUAUUUAUMGGCAGCCCGAGAGAACAGCCACAGCGAUAGUCGACUGAAGUUGUUCAAUGGUCUAUUCCGAUGGAAGAAAUCAGAAAAACAAAAACUAAAAGCCAGGCAGCUAAGUAAAAGUGAAGUUUGUAUAGCAACAUCGAUGUCCGUGAAAACAAGAAAUUCGUGUCCUGCAUCUCCUGCUCUUUCUAUGCCCAGAUCUAGAGACUUUUUCCAGGACAUGGAGGCACUUAAAAUCUCUAGACAUGACAAUCCAUAUUUGCAGUGGUAUUUAGUAAAAUAUUACACCAUUUUAAUUUCCGUAGGUGGUUCUUCGAGCUGUGUGGUUUCACCACGAUAUAACCACCAAUCUAGAUGUCACCGAUCAGCUAGUGAAUCUCGAGGUAAACAUGUUUAAACCUUACAUAAUAUUCACCUGGUAAAUAUUGUUUGGUUGGAAAAUCUUUCAUGAUAUUGAGCAUUUGUAUAAAAUUACGCAAAAUCAUAUUCCKACUGGAGGCUGAGAAAAUUGAAGUACAUAAGUUUACUCAUUAACUUGCCGUAACUUUAUUUUAAAUAACUGACAGGUAUUUACUACAAAAUGGCGCAUAUGAGGAAAAUAAAAAGUUUGUGAAAGAA
Molecule: messenger RNA, 786 nt
Organism: Diuraphis noxia (Russian wheat aphid)
Lineage: Eukaryota; Metazoa; Arthropoda; Insecta; Hemiptera; Aphididae
Source: RefSeq, a predicted model, not a curated record